GCUUUCGUCUUUGGCUUAUAGAUAGAUGUGCUAUAUAUUUCUAUUUACAUUUAUUUGGUUAUUCAUUUUUAUAUUAAGCAAAUAAAAGUACUUUCUAUAAAAUUAGACGUAAGCCUAUGUAUUAAAAAAAAAUAGAUUAAAGAUUUUUGUAUUUAGAGUUUUUUUUUAAAUGUUAAAAAAAUGUUUUGGUAAAAAUAAAAUGAUAUGCACAGGGUUAGUGUCAGCUGGUAUAGUGAUGUGCAACAUGACUCGCUUGUAGUACAGUGAAUUGCCGAUCUGGACUAAACGUAGAUCCACCAUAGAUAGAAUAUUACACAGUUGAAUAAGAUAUUAUUACUACAAGGCUGCCUCUUUACCUUUCCGAUUCACUAACAUUUUUGGUUAUUACAUAUAAUUUCUAAUACAUUGGUUAAGUACAAGCGGAAUAAACAUGAGAAUGUUAAGACCAGAAGAACAAAUUCAUAUCAUUGAUAAUGAAGUAACUGUUGAAGAAAUCAUAAAGGAUAUAGUUAGAACAAACGUCAUGUCAGAUCCAUUUUAUAUAUUUGAUAUUGGUGAUCUUGUGAAUAAAGCAAUAAUUUGGCAGCAAAAAUUACCGCGUGUAAAACCUUUUUAUGCUGUAAAAUGCAACGACAGUUCCCUCGUACUAGAAAUUUUGUCAGCGUUUGGAACAAAUUUUGAUUGCGCUUCCAAAGUCGAGAUAAAAAAAGUUUUGGACUUGGGAGUGAAUCCAUCACGUUUAAUAUUUGCUAAUCCAGCAAAAAUGGCUUCACAUAUAAAAUAUGCCAUGAGCAAAUGCGUUGAUCUGACAACAUUUGAUAAUAAACUGGAACUGUACAAAAUUAAGUCAUUACAUCCAUCUUGCAACUUGGUUAUACGAAUUCGUUGUGAUGCAACUGAAGCACAGUGCCCCCUUGGUAUCAAAUAUGGGUGUGAUCCUUUAACCGAAGCACCAUCAUUAAUGGCAUUGGCUCGUGAUUUAGGUUUGUCUGUAGUUGGAGUAAGCUUUCAUGUUGGUUCAGGAUGCAAUGAACCAGCUGCUUUUCAAAGAGCAAUUGCUGCUUCAGCAGGUAUUUUCCAACUUGCUCAGGAGUUAGGUUUUAUGAAUAUGUACUUGUUGAACAUUGGUGGAGGAUUUCCUGGAAAUAAAAACACUUCAUUGGACAAAAUUGCAAAUAUAGUGAAUGAUGCACUUGAUGAAUGGUUCCCUCCAAAUAAUGGAGUGACUAUCAUAGCAGAACCUGGUAGAUAUUUUGUGGCUUCAGCAUUUACACUCGCUACAAAAAUCCAUUCUAUUAAAAAACGUUCAAAUAAUGAAAGUCAUAUUAUGUAUUUCAUUAACGAUGGAGUGUAUGGUUCUUUCAAUAGUAUUCUUUAUGAUCACUCGGUUAUUGUGCCUAAAUCUUUAUAUGAUUAUUCGAGAAGUCGUCCAAUUUGUGAGAGUUCCAUCUGGGGACCUACUUGUGAUGGUUUAGAUAAAGUAGUUGAUUUUGUGAACAUGCCACUGCUGAAAAUGGACGAUUGGAUUACUUUUGAAAACAUGGGAGCUUAUACAAUACCUAUAGCUUGCACAUUUAAUGGAUUCCCGCUUCCCAAGGUCUUUGCUGUCGCUAAUCAAAGAAUUUGGAAUAAGUUGAAAAAUGUAAUGGAUAUAUCUGAAGACAUUUUCACAACCGUGUCUAUUGUUGCAACUAUCAAAAUGAUACAAUCAGAAUCUAUUGAAGAUGAUGCAUGUGAUGAAAACAAUUUUAAAUAUACUCAAUAAUAUACAUGUUUCCUCACUUAUAGAAUUAUUUUUUUUUUUUUGCCUAAAAUAUACAUUUUUAAUUGUAUAAUUUAAAUUAUUGAGCCUCCAUUUUAAUGUGUUUACAAUUAGACAUAUUAUCAUUGGUUAUGUUAGAACCAACUAAAUUGAGAAAAAAUUCCGUUUCCUUUAAUUAUGAUUAUUUUUUUUAUAUUUCUAAGGACAUAAUAAUCUUACAUAAAUUACACUAUAUAAUACAUAAGUACAUUAUUAAAUCAUAUUGUGUUAUUGAUAGAUAGUUGCAAUCUUGUUAAUAUGCAUUAUAUACAGUAUACAUCUAAUUAUACUAGUUAAACAGUCUAACAAUGUUUAAUAUGUUACAGAUAAAAAUGUUAAUAAAAACAAUAAAGGAAAUGAAACAAUUAUCUUCUCCGCAAGCUU
Messenger RNA from Acyrthosiphon pisum (pea aphid), 2185 nucleotides. RefSeq names its product ornithine decarboxylase 1. The transcript is spliced from 9 exons. The coding region runs from base 431 to 1765 and encodes 444 amino acids. Gene Ontology annotation, molecular function: ornithine decarboxylase activity. NCBI's taxonomy places the organism in Eukaryota, Metazoa, Arthropoda, Insecta, Hemiptera, Aphididae. The record is from RefSeq and is a predicted model, not a curated record. Gene Ontology annotation, cellular component: cytoplasm.